AUGGCGGAAAAGGUCCCACCUCCAGGAACCUCCGCCGACUCGCCUGCCGCGAAGCCAUGGUACUCCGUCGGCGCUGGGAUCUGGGAACUGCUUUUGAACGGAGACUCAGUGCAUAAAUCCGUUCUUCAAUGGUGGGAGCCGAACACUACAACAUCGAACACCCCAAUCACGCACGCCUUCAUCGAGGAAGUCUGUCUCUUGCAAGGGAGCCUACAGGACUUGACACUCCAGCAAGCGUGGAGUGUCGGGUCAUAUGCAUAUCGGAAGCCAGGCAUGAAGCAUGGACCGUAUCAGGCUUCUAAGGAGGGAUGUUUGAUGUUUGUGAAGGUAGUCCCAGAUGAGGGUUGA
Penicillium macrosclerotiorum is the source of this 348-nucleotide messenger RNA. RefSeq lists its product as uncharacterized. The record is from RefSeq and is a predicted model, not a curated record. NCBI's taxonomy places the organism in Eukaryota, Fungi, Ascomycota, Eurotiomycetes, Eurotiales, Aspergillaceae. Bases 1 to 348 code for a protein of 115 amino acids. The transcript has a single exon.